This is a messenger RNA of Penicillium canariense, 1392 nucleotides long. RefSeq lists its product as uncharacterized. The transcript has a single exon. The record is from RefSeq and is a predicted model, not a curated record. NCBI's taxonomy places the organism in Eukaryota, Fungi, Ascomycota, Eurotiomycetes, Eurotiales, Aspergillaceae. Bases 1 to 1392 code for a protein of 463 amino acids.
AUGCGAUACGGCGUUGACUGCCCUGGCUACACACGCCCCUAUAAGUUCAUGGAUGAAGGCCCACAUCUACGCCAACAUUUCACUAAUAAACAAUCUCAAUCUACCUCCGCCCAACCCUCCGAAUCGAUCGACGAGCGCAUCAUACCAUCCCUCGCAGCCAAGUCAAUGGGCAAGCAACAACCCGUCAUCUUCGGUUCCUUCGUUCUCACAGCCUUCACACGCUGGUUCGGGCUGAAUCAAUUCCGCGUGCAUGUGCCAUGGACAGGAUAUAUUGCCCAGCAUGUGGGCCAGAGUCCUGCUUUCGAUGCAGCCAUUUACUGCGUCAACUCGAUCUUUAUGGGUCAGACACACAACAAUAAUAAGCUGCAGCGCUCGAGUCGCGAGGUCUACAGCAAAGCACUGCGGCUCUUCGGUGAUCGAAUUCGCGAUGCAGACGCGAUGAAGUCAACUGAGAGUGUGAGCAUUACCAUUGCGCUGAGUCUGUUUGAGGCAUACUCGCGGACGAAUCCGGACUCGUGGGCGCGCCAUGCGGCAGGUACGGCACUGCUGAUGGCGCAUCGCGGCCCCAAGGCGCAUUUGACUGGCUUCGAUCGAUGCCUAUAUCUGUCUUUCCGGAGCUUUCUUGUCGCAGAGGCCUUUGUCAAUGGCAAGCGGUGUAUCUUCGAACUACCUGAAUGGCAGGAACACAUUGACCAGGUUCGGAUAGAGGAUAUGGCUUCGCCGCGCGUGAACGGUCCUAUCGCACUCUUUAUUGAUCUGCAAGAUCGCAUCUUCAAAGAAGUUGUCAAGGUACCGGGCUUGCUUGUUGUGGCGCGCCAGCUACAUCUUGCAGAUGAGCCGCUGAAGGCAAGUCGGAACCUAGCCGCGCAGGUCCUUCGCAGCAGUCAGACCUUAUGUACUCUGUCGGCUCAUCUGCGUCUUGCUGCUGCGGUGCAGAGUUACCAAUGGUGUAAUGAUGGCGCGGUCGACAAUAGGAAGACGCCCUUUAUCGGGCCCAUCCCGUCCAUAUUCCCGCAAGAAUUUGCAAACAGCGUCCUGCGAGGCUCUGAUAACUGCCUGCGCCUUCUCCACCUUCUACUCGACCACCUCGCGAGUGAUGCAGUGCGGGAAAAGCACCGCAUGUGGAGUGGACAAGACGACACUGAGAUCCCGGAUCCGCUGCCGUUUCGACUGGUCUCCAAGUUGAAUGUUGACCAAGUAACAAGGAUAGGACCAGUUGUAAAUGAAACUGGUGACAACAUCCCUGCCGCAGAUAAAUGGCUCGAUGUUGUGGCUGCAUCGAUGGGGCUGGAAGCCUUCGACAUUAUCACUUAUGCUAAAGAAAGACCCGAUCCCCCUUCUGAAGGUCGGAGGGAAACCGAUCAGUGGACCACUGCUCUAUCCUUACGGUGA